UGGACGCGCUCCCCGCUCGAGGACGCUGUGAGGAUUUAAAUGCCCCGCCCCUCCUCCGUGGUCCCGAGCGGAGUGAAGUCUGGGGGUCUUCAGGCGAGCGCAGCGCUUUUCCUCCCGUUAACUGAAGUUAGGAAAACUCUCCGGGCUUCUGUUGGCUCCUCGCAGGGCAGCCGGAUAAGCGGAUAAUCCUCCCCGGCCCUGAUGGUGUCUCAGCGCGGCUGUGAGUCUGAGGAGCGCCGCUCGGACCGCGGGGAUGCUGCCGCUGCCGCUGCCGCUGCUGCUCCGGACAGGCUGGAUGCUCCGGCGUAGGAGCUGCACGGCUCCCGCGCUCCUGCUGGCUCUGGCCGCGCUCCUCCUCUACCACACCUCCUCCACCGUGGACCGGACCCGUGGCGGGACCGGUCCCCGGGGACAGAGCAACAAGUCCGGGAUGGAUAGGAGGGACGGGGUGCUGCUCCUGGAUCCAGAACAGCUUCACUCUCUGCUGGAAGUGCACAGGUCUAAGAGGAGCUGUUCAGGGAAGGCCAUUGUGUUGACUGGGCUGCACAUUGCUUCGGAUACGGAGGUCCAGCUCUAUCAAAGGGUUCUCCAGGAGCAGGGCUACCACGUGGACCAGGGCCGCUAUGCUGAGACCAGUGCCAGUCUCAGACAUGAUGGGAGAGAUGGUUUGGAGUGGUCUCUCCUGAUAUGUCUGAAAGGUUCUGAGAAAAGUUGCCUCCGAAAAAUCAACUUUGCUCAUCCACAGCCUUACCAGAGGGUCAACAUUAUACCAGCAUUUGUUGGAGCUUUUUUGGACAUGGGUGGAGUCUGCCGGUUUCUGACAGACAGGCGUUUGUCAGGACUGGCACUACCCAUCAUUCCAUCUGCUUGUGCCCCCUCCAGACAAGAACAGGAAGGAACUAAAGAAGACUGGAACAUCCCGAUCCAACUCAGCUCAUCAGUCAGUCAGGGCCCGGUUGCCAUUAUGAAUGUCUAUGUUUUGGUCACGUCAGCAAUGCCCCUCACAGCGUUCCUUCAUCAAACAGGUCUGGUUAGGACUCACCUGGACAAAUACAGCUAUGCCACCAAGCUGCUGGAAUUCUUUACUGAGAGGAUGGAACCCACACUGGCUCUCCAGGCCGUUGAACUCAUGAAGCAAGUCAUCAGUGAGGUUCUGACUGCUGCUGUUCUAGCUACCGCAGAGUCCAGCUCACCACCCAGGUGUCGAUUGUGCUUCCAGCUGAUGACCUUUACUUUGCACUACAAUUCCUCCAUGCAUCCUGUGGUAGUCAAACUGCAGACUGACUUGCACUUUGAGGGUAUGAAGGAUUCAAGCUUUGAUGGACAGAUUACCAAAGAAUACAUAUUGGAAGAUAUGCUGAGACUGCUGUUUCCAGCCUGCAAUCAUGAUGAUGGAUCACUUCGCGAUGCUCAGGAUACAACAGAAAUCAAGUACAGUGACUGUGAAUGGCCAAACAGUUUGUGCAUGCCCCCUGAUGAAUUCCAGUUACUGCUUCAGUUUCAUCAGCAGCUGAAAACACCAGCAAACUUUCAUUUGCUGCACCCGAGAUCGUCUCGUUUCUCCAAUCUCCAGCAUGAUCUCUUUCAGAGAUUCCCCACUGUAAAGAAUAGUGGAAAAGGACCAAAUCUCACAGUCUUACUUGAACAGCUCAGCUCCUACUACAUACAAAGAAACCACACUGAGAGCAAUAGUGAUCCAACCAGUGUAAGACAUAAAACAUGGCCCUCAAACACAUCAGACUCAGAGAGGUGUUUGGAUCCACAUCUCCGGCAGCUGUACACAGAUCCUCCUCUGGUUCUGAAUCCAGUCUUUAAUCCCUGGGUGAAGGAGUACCGGGCUGAUGUUCCAUUUGAUACAAUCACAAUAAGGAUCCGGCCAGAACCAGUGAGUGCACAGUGCCACAUUCGCCUGGAUGAACACCGAGGACCCAGGAUGGCAAACUACCCGGUUGGCCUGGGCAACAGCCGAAUCAACAUUUUGGUCAUGGAUGAAUCGGGGGCCGAGCCCGUUGUCAUGACGAUAUACACUCUGCACAUAUUCCGAGAGAGCCGGCCCAGUCUGCCCAUGUUUGAUGAGUAUGUGAUGUGCGGCUUUGUACAGGACUGUGGCCUUGUGGUCAGACCUGAUCAGUCCUGUGGUCUGGAGCCCGUUGCCGGACCCAAGUCUUCUGCUGAGCCCCAGGCUGCAGAGAGGCCUUGCUCUUCUGGAGAUGAACCCGGGCGCUGGGUGGUGCCAUGCUUAAGCUGUUCUGACAACAGGACGUGUGAUUGGAGGGAAGUUGCCUGGCAGCCAGACAGUUGUUAUCACCCUGUUUUGGAGCAGCAGCUGUUGCAAAAAUGCAUGAUGGACAAGAAGGUCCUGUUUAUCGGAGACUCCACAAACAGGGGGAUUAUGUACUAUCUGAUGGAGCGAGUGAACACCACUCUGGAGGAUUGGGACAAGGCUCACGACACCAUCGUCUACCACAAUCUGAACCAGGGCAGAACCCUCAUCAGCUACUCCUAUUACCCACAGUUCUGGCUGCACAGGAGCCAGAGACCCACCUUCCAGAGCGCCCUGCAACAGCUCAUAGAGAGGUCGCGACCUCUGGAAAACUCCCCUCAGACAGUGCUGGUUGUUGGAGGGGUCCAGUGGCUCAGACUGGACCAUCUGAAGACCAUACAGCAGGUCCUGGAGAGAAUGAGGUUGCAGAACAUUAUGGUGGUGGUGAAGUCUUUAGGAAUGGGCUUCCAUCUCCCAGUGGAUGGAAUUCACUCUCUCUCUCUGGCUGGAAUCCAGGAGCUGUAUGGAGUGAACAAGAACAUUUUGGAAAGUGCAAAGCAGCUUGGUUAUGAAGUGGUCGACACUUUCAGCAUCACCAUGGGCCGCUAUAAAGAGUUCCUGCAGGGGCGAUGUGCCUGCCAUUUCCAUGAGGUUGGAAGAUCAUCAUCUCCCACAGUUCCUGCCUCCCAACGACUGCAGAUAGUGAGGCAUGCUGUAGAGAGUGUGAGUGGAACCAGCAUGCAUCUGGCAUCUGUGCAGCAGCAGGAGCUGUGGUCUGAGCCCACCUUGUCCUACCACGUGAAGGGAGCAGUAAACCAAGUGUAUUCAGAGAUCCUGCUCAGCAGAGUGUGUGUGCCUUAUGUCCGCAAUGGGACCAGACGCCAGAACUGACUGGGACUGAGCUAACUAGCGGCUGGCUUGGUGCUUCUCUUGUGGGUGCGUGCGUGAGUGUGCCUGCGCGUCUGUGUGUGUGACUAAGAUGUGUGUGUGUCCAUCCAGUAAGGAAGUGUGUAUUUAGCAUGUAUAUAAUUGCAUGAGAUGAAGUCACUUUCUGUGGUUUCAGUUCAAUCAAAAUGCUGGGUAAGGGCUAUGAAUGUGUGUGUAUGCACAAGUGUGUGUAUGUGUGUGUGUGUGUGUGUGUGUUAAAGGGUCCAAAACUAUUUCAGCAGCUGUGGCUUAAAGGAGAACUCCAGUGUAAAAUGCACUUUGAUGAAUAGCACACCUCCGUUCUCCCACAGUGUUCCAAGAUCCAGAAAUUUUAACAUUUAAUAUAAAAUUUAGAAUAAAAAACUUUAAUGUCCCAACAAGGCGGGACAUUUUUCUUCGUUUUCACCAUACCAGAGACUGUAAAAAAGAUGGACAUUGUGUCGCCGUUCCCAUUCAUUCAAUAAAAUUGAAGCCAAAAUCUUCCGCCAUGUUGGCGAUCUUGAAACCCGAGUCUGCGCAGUAGAGACCAGAGGUGGCUAGGUGUAACCCAGCCCUUUUACAAUAACCACACCUUUUUGAAUAGAGCUGAAUAACUUUUUAAAAAACGAAUUCUGUCGGCAUAUACAAAUUUGACAAUAUAAACUAAAGUAACACUAGCUGCUGCAUUUAAAUAAUGGAGGUAGAAUUACAGUAUAUUGGAAAAAAAAACGUGAUUGAAAGUUGUUCUGUUUUGCCAUUGAAACCUAUGGGGAUGGGUGGGGUUACACAGCUUUCUGCAACCGAACAGCAGGGGGCGCCCGACCUGUGGGGGCCAAUUAUUUUUCCUGCAGCCUUAAUAAUUCUAGACAGUUUGCUUUUACUUAGUGAAGUCAGAUGUCCAUAUCACACAGAGAUAUUAAACACAAGAACACUCAAUCAGGCUGACCUACACCUUUUCCAAGAUUCGAUUUUCCACCCCAAACUCCUUCAGUUUUCUUAUUAGACACAAUAUCUGACUUUUUUCCUUACAUACACUGUCAACAUGCUCUCUAAAACUAAAGACAUGAUCUAAAUGUAUUCCCUGUAAUUACCUGAAACACCUUACAAUUUCCACAGAUUGAUUACACAGUGUAAGAAAUGGAAGUAGAUCUGUAUGAUGUAAAAUGAGCACUGGCUUUGCACUUCUCUUCUAAUUUAAGAACCUGUGCAAAAUAAUCUGAAAUAUCACUUUCCUUAAAAUAAAAAAAGCCCAACUAAAGCCAUGUCAUCCACAUAUUUAAUUAACCUAAAUUUACUCUCCUGCAAUUUCAUCUUAUUAGUAUACAGAGAAAAGUGUAAAGGUGAUAAAACGCAUCCUUGCCCCAAUAAAUCGCUUUUUUCCACCGUUAUCCAGCUCAAAGUAGCUUCACACCUUCUUGCUAGAAUCCGGAGAGCCCUGACAUUUAAAACAAGGCAUUAAUAACUUAAAAAGUGCACAAGAAGCUUAUUAAAAACCUCAUUUAAAAAACACUUUUUACAUCCUAUAAUGCGAGCUUCAGCUCAGAGCGCCGCCAUCACUGUACUGAUAAUAACAUAGACAUAAAUAGACAUAGACUCAGCAUAGCCUGCCUCCUGGUGCCGGCUGCUACGAUAUACAUAACUAUUAAAAUUUCUGGAUCUCAGAACGCUCUGGAAGAAUGGAGGUGUGCUAUUCACCAAAGGUCAGUACUUUUCAUCAUGUUUUACUACAACAAAAGUCAAUUUUACACUAGACUUCUCCUUUAAGGGCAGCCAGCAGCUGGAGGGUGACACUGAUCAAAACUCAAGUGUGAGACGACCUCCCAGCCCACUCAAACAGCCGCGCUCAAACCUUUCCACAGCAUUCCUGUAACGCUCACAACUCUGCUGCUGCUGCUGCCGUGUCACGGGACACAGUGUUUCCAAGAUGUUUUUGGAGAGGCUUCAUGGUUGUUGUGGAGUGCCUUUGAUGUCACAUGGCAUCACAUUGUCACUUUUAUGGAAGCUCGGGUGACUUUUUUUUUUUUUUUUUGAAGUGGAGCUUUUAACCCCCUGCCUUCACCAGCCAGCCUCCUUCAAGAGGGCUGAGGUCACAUUCACACAAAGGUCUUACGAAGGUCAUUCUGCCUUCUGCCUUCAUUGCUAAAGCUCAUAUAUUUUUCUACAGAUAUGAUUUAUUUCAAUGCCUUUGAGGGGCAGUGUAAAAUAAUCUGUAUAAAAUAUUUUGCACAUGCUGUUUACAGGAAAAAUGUAUAUUAUAAUGUAUAGUUUCAUGUUACAGAAUUUUUAUCACUUUUUCUUUUUUUUUUUUACUGCUUUUCCUAUCGGUAUGCUGGAAUGUACCACCUGUUUUUUUCUUAUAAUCACAUUGAAAAAGAAACAUGGACUCAUAUAUCUUCUAUAUAUAUUUGAAAAAAAAAAGAAAAGGUUGCAAAGAGAUUAUAGAACAUUAGAUUUUCCACAAAAAAGAUCUAUAUUUUUUCUAUCCCGUCACAAAGCUAGGCAUUGAAACUUGUGUUUACUUGUGUGUAACUGUUUGGUGUCCUGGCACUAAGAGGUCACACACCUGCGGAGAACACACUGCACACUAGUGGGCUGUUAAAAAUGUUAAUGGUAUUAUGAGUAUUAUGAGGUGGAGCAGGAGUCAGUGCCAAAAAGUGUUUUUUUUUUUUUUUUUGACAAUUCUGUAUAAAUAGAAAUACAAAUAUAACAAUAUGUAUAUAAAUUAUAUUUUCCUAUUAUAA
This is a messenger RNA of Astyanax mexicanus (Mexican tetra), 5910 nucleotides long. RefSeq names its product cadherin-like and PC-esterase domain containing 1 (gene cped1). The record is from RefSeq and is a predicted model, not a curated record. Bases 254 to 3154 code for a protein of 966 amino acids. The transcript is spliced from 21 exons. NCBI's taxonomy places the organism in Eukaryota, Metazoa, Chordata, Actinopteri, Characiformes, Acestrorhamphidae.